AUGGAGAGGUACGUGGUGAAUGACGAGAAAGAGGUUUGCGUUGGGGUUUAUUUUCUUAUUCUGACAAAAACCUUGGGAGAGGCAACGACAGCGAAUCCUGUUUUCCAGUGGUUUAACGGCAUAGCUUAUUCCUCAACUGUUGAACUAGCUUCAACAUCAUCGGUGCUUGGUGAAGGUCGGUUGGUAGUAAAGAACGCAACCAAUUUUGGCUACAAACUAGAGCUCGCAUCAUUUGCUCCCCACACAAUUCUCCACCAUCGAGUGCUUUUGACAUUGGGAAGCCAAGAUAUUGUGCUUUUCAUCCUCAACCUCACCAACAAUCAUCUCUACAUAAG
Messenger RNA from Dovyalis caffra, 335 nucleotides. The record is from the annotation of a GenBank genome assembly. Lineage: Eukaryota; Viridiplantae; Streptophyta; Magnoliopsida; Malpighiales; Salicaceae.